Messenger RNA from Drosophila albomicans, 561 nucleotides. RefSeq lists its product as uncharacterized. Lineage: Eukaryota; Metazoa; Arthropoda; Insecta; Diptera; Drosophilidae. The transcript is spliced from 2 exons. The coding region runs from base 10 to 534 and encodes 174 amino acids. The record is from RefSeq and is a predicted model, not a curated record.
UUUUUGUUGAUGCCAAAUAUCUGCAUAUUGUUUUCACCAGCAAAGAGAGCAUAUGAUUUUGAAAUACUUAGUGCAGGCUUGACAUCAUCCGAUGAGGAAAAAGUGAAUACGUCCAUACAAGUCAAUCGAAUCUCAUUCAGUGAAUCAGUCUUUUCGGCACGUGUCAAUUGGAAUUGUGAUACCGAUGAAAAGAGCACAGCGAAAGUACUUAUAUGGCAUUGUCGAAAUGGCCGUGAGAGCGACUAUACUUUGACUCCCUACCAAAUACCAAAUCAAGGCUUAAAGACUUUUGUGGAUACCUAUUACCAUGACAUGCUCUACUUGAAUGUGGCAAACUGCUCAAAUUUGCCGCCAUAUGUGGAUCUAUCAGAUUUAAAGAAAGAGUAUAUAUUUGAUAAUUGUCCUUUGACUGGCGACGGUUUUCCUUAUUAUCUUCCAAUGGGAUAUUACAAAUUUUACCAGGAGAUUAAAGCCGAAGUAACUCUGACGAUUUCCUUCCUUAUUAAAGUUACGCCUACUAAGUCACUCGGAUAAUAAUUAGAAACAUUCCAAAAGUUAACU